AUGAAAUCUAUAGACAUAAUUGAAAUAGAUAGUACUCUCUAGAUAUAUCAUAUCUGUUAAAUUUUGUUUACGUUUUAUUCUAACCUCCAAGAUGUAUAAAAACAAUAAGUAGUGUUAUAUAUUUGUAAAUACCAGAACCAUGAAGUUAAUGACACAACUUGCGUUUACCACUUUUUAUAAUAUUGUAUUUCUAAUUAAUUAAUAGUUAUGAAAUAGUAGCUAGAAGUAAUGUGUGAAUAGGCAUCAACAGACUUGUAAAUACAGUAAUGGCAUUUUCAUUUCGUAUUGGCACCAAAUGGUGUCAUGAUUUUCCAAAAUUGGCAAAAGAAUCUGGAUUUUAUUUCAAUAUGCAUAGAUCCAGAACACGUGUAGAUUGGAAUCGUAUAAGUAACAUAGAUAUAGAUCGAAUUAUAAGAGAAAGAGAUUUCCAUUCCAUUGAUGAUAAUAUAAAUAAUGUAAUAGAUUAUUGUUUAGAAAGUGAAUACGAUGUUAAAAUCUUAGAUCCCAACUUUGUAAAACUCUUUUGUCUUGCACAGUUAGCAGUUGAAUAUUUAUUAUAUUGUAAACAAUAUUUAGAUCAUAGUGUAAUUAUACUAAAAGAUGAACUAAGAUCAAAAAUUGAAGAAAAUGUUAAAUUGAAAAAAGAAAUAACUGCUUUAGAAGAAGUAGUGAAACAUAUGAAAGAGAAAGUAAAGGAAAAAAGUAAAUUAAUAGAAACUAAAAUUGGAGAUACUAAUGGCGAAAUUUACAAAUGUCCACAUUGUCCAAAAUCUUUUAUAUCUCCUAUGUUUGUAAGUGCACAUAUUAUUCGUCGUCAUGCUUAUGCAUCAGAGUUAUACAUGCCUACUUCUCCCAUACAUGAGCACUAUCGCAGUGAAACUGAGAAGUUGCAUAAUGAAAUAAAGAAUUUAAAAGAAAGAUUAAAUGAAACAGAAAAGGUGAUAAGGAAUGAGUCUGAAAGGAUUUCAGAGGAAAAAAUAUUAAGUUAUAAUAGAAGGCAAGCUGAGAGUGAAAAUGAAAAUUUUAGAUACAAUAGUAACAAAUCUAAAGAACAUUCAGAGUAUAAAGAAUAUCAAGAAGAAAUAAAAAAUUUGAAGACCAUGCUUUUUGAUGAAAUACAUAAUUUAAGGCAAAAGGAAAAAACCAUGCAUGAACACACAUCUGAAACAAACGUCCAAACAUUCAUAAAUCAGCAAGAGAAAGAAUUUCAAAAGCUAAAGAAUCAAUUACUUGACAAGCUUACUCCAGACAUAGAAAGUAUGCAUACAAAAUUACAAGCUCAGGAAAAUUAUUGGAAAUCAAAAAUAGAACAUUUGGAGAAUCAACAUCAAAAAGAUGUCGAGAGUCUUAUCGCAGAAUUAAAAUUAACACAAAGUGCAGCUGAUGAUAUGAAAGCCAAGUAUGAAACAAAAGUUAACGAUUUAGAACGCCAAACUGCGAAUCAGUUGGAUAUCUUAUUGGAACAAAGCAAACAAUUACAAUCUCUAUCACAGGAAAUAAAUGUUUCACAAUUGAAUGAAAAAAAUAAAGAUUUUGAAAAUAAUUCACUGAGAAGACGUAGUCCACCUAUAAUAUUAGACAAACUUAAUGAAAUUUUAAAAGCAUCAGAUGAAACUAAUUCAAAACAAAAUGGCACAAAUACAAAAACUGAGCAAAUUGCUGUUGGAAAUAGUGUGAUAGACACUACAAUAAGUUCAAGUUUAUCAAGUAAAGUGCUUCCAUUAACAGUAGAAAAUACUCAUUUAAAGAAAGUUUCGAAUUCCAGAAAUAAAUCCACUAUUCAUGAAAAUAGGAGAAAUAUUAAGCAAAAAGAUAUAAGAAAUAGAAAUAAUACAAUAUUUAAUCCUGUGAAAACUAUUGAAAAGGAUUUAGAGUAUUACAGUUCAAGUAAUAUUUCAGACACAGAAAUUUCAGUGCCUGAAAAAGGAAAUAAUUAUGAACACACAAAAUAUAAUCGCGUAAUUAUAAAAAGUGACGAACUUGGCAUAAGUAAGCCACAGGAUAUUUUUAAUAAAAGCAUAUCUGAUGAGUUUUUAUCUAACAGUAAAAAUACGAAAACAUCAAAAUCCUUAGAGGACAAUGUAUCAUCAUCAAAUUCAGAAUCAUUUGUUUCUGACUCAAGCACAGAAAAUGUUACUGCAAUUCACAAUAACUCCCCAUUUCAUGAACAUAAAACACAUUUACCUAAAAAAAUAACAGGACAUAGUUCAUUUUAUAAAAGAUUACAAACUAGUUUAAUGGAAACUUUUGAACAGAAAUUAAGAGAUUUAGGAGUAGAUCCGGAAUGGCAAGGAAUACCAAAAGCAACAUUCAAACAGAAAAUGGACAUUUUAAAGCAUCAUCACAAAUUAACUGCAAAAAAGACUCCAAAAUAUCAUCAGAUUAAAUUAAGGAUAAUUGAAGAAGUUCUUAAUAAAAUAUCUAAGAAGAAAAAGGUUACUGAAAAUGUGAAACAAUUUAAAAACUCACCUCUACAUAAACCAAUAAUCACUGUUAAAUCAAUGGUUGCAAAAGACCUUAAUCAUCAACAUGAUCCUGGGCAAGCAACAACAUCAAAUAAAUUUCAUUCUAUACCAGAAGAUAAGGAUUUUGCUAGAAAUAUACUCGAAAAUAAAUCAGUGCCUACAAAAGCUACAAAAAUUGCAAAUUACGAAAGUAUAGAAAAAUUAUUACAAUUUUCUCCUAAUUCAAAAUCUUUGGAAAAUAUACAACAUACAACAAAUUCUCAAGAGAUUUCAAUAAGAAGAGAUUCUUUCAACAAAAUGAAAUCUUUAUUUACUCUUGAAACUCUUAAGAUAAUACCAAAUGAUAAAGAUUUAGCUAAUAACAAAUCUAUUGAAAACAGUAGUAUAGAUCAUUCAAAUGUGCAACAAGAUUUACAAAGUAUUUUCAUAUCUCCAAAACAUAAUAAAAGUGUUCUAAAAUCUACAACUGGUUCAGCAAGUAGUUUGACAAAAAAAAAAGUUAUUUUUGAUUUAACUAAUAAUGAAAGUAUAAAAUCAUCUUCCGAUGAUGUUACGGACAAAGAAGAGUUAAAUGACAGUAAUUGGAAUUCUUCGAUUAUGUUUGACAAGCAAAAACAUUUGUGUCAAUCAGAAGAUUAUAAAGGUUCAAACAAUAUUGUAUUAAGGACUGCACAAAGUGAUAAAAUUGCGGAAAUAUCAAAAAAGCUUGAAGCACAGCUAAAUAUGGUAAGACAAAAGCCUGUAGGAUCAGUUGAAACAAUAUUUUCUUCAACAUACAUGCAAAAUAAAGAGAAUCAAAUUAAGAGCAACGAACAAAUAAAUUCUACUAGUAUAAAUUCUCUUUUAGUAAAUCCAUUCCAAGCAUCUGUAACAAAUUCUAAAGAAAUGAAUGAUUCGCUACCACAACCAGCACCGCGUAAUUUAAGAGAUAAAAUGUCUAAUACCUUAGAUGCAGAAUCUAUAUCAGAAAUAUCAGAUUUAGAUUCUGAUAUAGAUCAAAUUUUAAAAUUAGAAAACAAAAUGAUGCCAAUGUCUAAUAUAUUUUGCUCAAUAUGCGAUAUGAAAAUUGAUCCUUCAUCUUCUGUAAAUAUAUUUUCUACAUCUUUUCCUCAUCAAGGAGAAUUGUUAGUAAAUUUUGUAUCACAAGUACUUCGUAUAGCUACUUUUGAAUUACAAGACCCUUACAUUUGUCUACAAUGUUACAAUUUGUUUCAAAUGUUAGAACAAGCACAGAAAACUGUUUUAAACAUACGUUGUGAGAUUUUGAAAAUAUAUCAUGCUUGUGAAAGAAGAAAAAAUGUUAAACGAUCAAUGUACGAUGGUACAAAAUUGAAUAUCAGUACAAACAUAGCAUUAGAAGCAAAAAAAUUAUAUAAUAGUAAUGAGAACUUAAAGAAGGUAUUGAAUUUACAAAAUGCUACUCAAGUAGAGGAAAUAGAACAAGAACAAUGUGUUCAAGAUAAUACAAUACUGCAAAAUAUAAGUAUUGCAAAUACAAAAGCAAAGAAACACUUAAGAAAGGAAACAAUCAAUUAUAAUGAAGCAGAUAGCACAAAAUCAUUUGAUUAUAAUAUUUAUGAUGACAUAAAAGAUGAAAUUUUAAAAAAUGAUAUAUUUCACAAUUCAGUGGCAUUAACUAAUAGUGGUAAUACAUGUAAUAUUAAUUCACAAGGAAAUACACAUGCAUUAAAAAUUCAUGUUGCAGAAAAAAGCUGUAUUUCACUGACAGAUCCUGAAAGUGAAUCAAAAAAUACUGUAAAAACAGAAUCCACAUUUUCUGACAAUAUAUUACAAAUACAAAAUGUUGAAAAUAUUAUAAAAAUAACAGAAAAUACUGUGAACACAACAGUGUCAGCAGUUGACCCAAUAAAAAUACCUAUAAAAUCAAUAAAGAUACCAAAGUAUGAUUUAAAAUCAUUAAAAUAUUCUUGUCCUAUUUGUGGUAAAGUAUGGAAAACAUCGACUGAAUUAAAAACACACAUGAAAACUCAUUCAACAUUAAGACCAUACAUGUGUGAAAAAUGUGGUCAGGCAUAUAAACAUAAACAUGCAUUGGAAAUACAUGUUGGAAUGCAUAAUGGAAUAAAUCCAUUUCAAUGUAAUUUUUGUAAAAAGUGCUUUACACAAAAAGGAGCACUUAUGAGACAUUUACCAAUGCAUACCGGUGAAAUGCCCUAUCAAUGUGAACUGUGUGGUAAAAGAUUCAUACACCAUACAUCAUACAAUAUGCACAGAUUAUCACAUAGUGGUAAAAAAUCUUAUAAGUGUCAAAUGUGUGAUUUGUCUUUGCUUUCAACAUCUCAUUUGAAAAGGCAUAUGCGAGUUCAUACAGGUGAAAAACCAUAUAGCUGUACAGUGUGUGGAAAACGUUUUGCAGAACGAUAUAAUUUGCUUGCCCAUCAAAAAAUUCAUGAUCCACACGAAAAUAAGGCAAAAAAAGUAAAAGAAACGCAAUUCCAAUGUAAUCAUUGUAAUUUGAUAUUUGAACAGAAAAAAAGCUUAAAUGAUCAUAUGAAGUAUCAUUCUAAUGUGAAUAGUGAAUCUGAUUUUAAACAAUCACAAUGUACACUUCUUCAAGUUGAACCAGAACAUCAUGAACUAUCAAAAAAGGUAGAUUCUGAACACAGUGUAUUACAAGAAACUUGGAUUCAAAUGAAUCGUUCUAAAUUAGACAUUAUUGAUAAUCAAACAAGAUUUGUACUUCUACAAAAUUCUUUACCUCAGAUUGACGAAAAUUCCUUUGCAGUUACAUUUAGUGACCAAAAAAUAUCCUUGGGAAGUACAAACUAUAAUACAAAUUUACAUGUAAUCAUAGAACCAUCAGAUAUAUCACUUUUAAGCAAUAAUCUUCCUUCUAUUGAUAAAAUGCAUAUGUGAUUGAGCAUUAAAACAGAAACUUUAGAUUUCUAACAAAUAAUUACUUUAUUAGAAUAUACUUGAAAAACGCUUUAAACAAAUUAAUUAUUUUUUAUCAUAUACAUGUGUAAUUAUUAUCAUAUUUUUUAAACUUAACAGGAUAAUAUAUAAAUCAACUCUGCAUAAAUAAGUAAAGCAAUUAUAAAUAUGUAUUCUUAUGUCAAUUAAGAGUUCCUUGUAUGAAAGUAUUUCUAAAAAAAUGUGUUCACUUUUUGUAAUAUAUAUAUUACUAUUUAAAAACAGACUGUUAUCAAUAAAAUACAUUGUACAAGAUAAUCAUAUAACCAGUAAAAUGAAAACUUUAAAAAAU
This is a messenger RNA of Bombus impatiens (common eastern bumble bee), 5691 nucleotides long. RefSeq lists its product as uncharacterized. NCBI's taxonomy places the organism in Eukaryota, Metazoa, Arthropoda, Insecta, Hymenoptera, Apidae. Gene Ontology annotation, biological process: regulation of transcription by RNA polymerase II. Bases 267 to 5342 code for a protein of 1691 amino acids. The record is from RefSeq and is a predicted model, not a curated record. Gene Ontology annotation, molecular function: DNA-binding transcription factor activity; RNA polymerase II cis-regulatory region sequence-specific DNA binding. The transcript has 14 exons.